Perca flavescens (yellow perch) is the source of this 3954-nucleotide messenger RNA. It is a transcript of the gene ccnf, whose product is annotated as cyclin F. The transcript has 18 exons. Bases 127 to 2472 code for a protein of 781 amino acids. The record is from RefSeq and is a predicted model, not a curated record. Gene Ontology annotation, molecular function: protein binding. Lineage: Eukaryota; Metazoa; Chordata; Actinopteri; Perciformes; Percidae.
GUAGCUUUGGGGUGGGUCCAACAAGUGAGGACGCGUGCUUGAAUUUGAAUUCAGGCAAGAGCUAAUAACUUGUUAAGUGCUGUAGCUACAGACAUCGCUGUUUGAAGAGUGAUCCCUGAACUCGCAAUGAAAGCUGGCGUCCACUGCCGUUGUUCAAAAUGCUACUCAGUUCCGGCACGAAAACGGGUCCGUAAGCGAACUCCAGCCCUAACCUUGCUGUCUCUACCUGAAGAAGUCCUCCUCUGUGUGCUCCAGUGCCUUUCUGCUGAGGACCUGCUGUCUGUCAGAGCAGUUCACUCCCAGCUGCGGGACAUUGUUGACAACCACUCCAGUGUAUGGGCCAGGGUCAGUUUCAGGGACACAUGGCCAUCCCCCAACACAUUAUGGCUAUUUGAAAGAGCUGCUGAGAAAGGGAAUUUUGAAGCGGCUGUGAAGCUAGGGAUUGCUUAUUUGUACAAUGAAGGACCAUUGUUGAGUGAUGAGGGGCGAGCGGAUGUAUGUGGUCGCAAGGCCUCCCACUUCUUCAGCCUGGCAGAGAGCCUGCACUCUCCCACGACAGAUCCCUUCAUCUGGGUGUUCAUCCGACCACCGUGGUCUCCCACCGGCAGCUGCUGCAAGGCCGUGGUGUUCGACCGUCUCAAGGCUGAGUGUGACAGCAACGCGGAGAAGAGAGGACCCUUGUUGCACUGUUUGGCCAGAGUUUUACAGCUGUUUGAAGGCGAUGAAAGACGCUCCGAUGCCAUAUCUAUGUUGGAGGAGUCGUCGCAGGCUGGCUGUCUACAGAGCUCUUACCUCUUGUGGGAACACAACCGGAAAGCAGCUAUGGCCGAUCCAGGCCGUUACCUCCAGUAUAUCCGAACCCUCAGGGACUAUGCUGGCAAAGGAUGCUGGGAGGCUCAGCUCUCCCUGGCUAAAGUGUGCAGCAGUGGUAAUCCGCUGGGUCUGGAGUCAAAAGCCUGCUCUGACUUGGUGGCUCAGCUUUUCAAUUCCUCUAACCCGGCAUCACGACACUGCACUCAGGGCAUCCUGAGGCAAGGCAUCAAGGACACCAUGAGGUACAUCCUAGUGGACUGGCUUGUGGAGGUGACCACCAUGAAGGAUUUCUCCAGCCUGACGCUGCAUGUGACAGUGGGUUGUGUGGAUCGCUACCUGGCCCUGCGCUCAGUCCCCAAGGCUCGCCUCCAGUUAUUGGGAAUCGCCUGCAUGGUAGUUUGCACACGCUAUAUCAGUAAAGAAAUCCUGACCAUUCGUGAAGCUGUCUGGCUUACAGACAACACCUACAAAUAUGAGGACCUGGUUCGAAUGAUGGGGGAGGUUGUCUCUGUGCUGGAGGGAAAGAUCAGGAGCCCCAUACUGCUGGACUACGGGGAGGUGCUGCUGUCUCUGCUCCCUCUGGAGAGGCGGACCACUCACCUAUUCAGCUACAUCAGUGAGCUGUCGCUGCUCUACUCUGCCCUUGCCACACCACCACCUUCCAAACUGGCAUGCGCUGUACUACUGCUUACACGAGCACUACAUCACUAUGCUCCUGUCUGGCCCAGCCAGUUAGUUGACUACACAGGCUUCUCCAAGCAAGACCUCACUUCCCUUUCUGUGCUGCUCUAUGUCAAGUGUUUCAGUCAAGACGUUCCCAAAGAUUACAGGCAUGUGUCUCUUACUGGUGUUAAGCAACGGUUUGAAGAUGAGGCCUACCAGCACAUCAGCAAAGAAAAGGUGAUGGAUUUUAAAGAGCUGUGUCAGAUCUUGGAGAUUCCUGAGGUGGAGCCUCAGAUGGAGCCUCCCAGUCCCACUGGACAACCAGCAGACAUUCACACCUUCCUCGCCUCUCCAUCCAGCACCAACAAGAAGAGACGCGAUGAAGGCAUGCAAGCAAACAGAACAAGCUUUGUGGCCACGCCCACUGCAGAGCUUUCAAAUCAGGAGGAGACACUGCUGGGUGACAUCCUUGACUGGAGCCUGGACACUUCCUGUUCUGGUUAUGAGGGGGACCAGGAGGAGGAGAGCGAGGGAGAAAAAGAUGCUGAUUCUUCCAUGAUAUCCAUCAAACUGCAUUCGCUGACUGAUGCAGACAAAAGACUAGAGCACUGCAGAGCCUUGUCCAGCGAUGAAGACAGCUUCUCUGAAGCGGAAAGGGAUGUGAGCAAGGAUUGCCAAGACCAGGAACUCCUUUCCUUUUCUACAGACCUUCACAGUUCAGGAUACUCCUCUGUCCAGAGUGUUAGCCCUUCAUCCACAUGCUGCUCCUCCUCCCUCAUGCCUUGCACAUUCAAGACCUUUACCACUUCCCUGGGCGCAGCCUCCGCCAAUGCCCAGCCAGGCUUCCGCCUUCUGGUGCCCAUGCAGAGGCCCCGGGGCACCUCCAGCAAACAAGUGAAGAGGAAGAACUCGGCAGCUCAUAGUGGAGGUGAGGUGGAUAAAGAAGAGGAGGAAGGAGACAAGUAUUCUGCCAAUGCGGGGUUUCUGAGCCUAUAGACCGUGGUUGUUCGACUUGCCUCAGGCUCAGUUAUCCUCCAGCACUUUUCUUUAGUUCUCGAUGCUGUUCAUCACUCCUGUCAGUCUGCACUGAGCCAUUUUGUCAGAAGAUCAAGAGACGUUUAGCUUAAAGGCAAGUAAGGGAAAACAAAUGAAUUACCUAGAAACGUGGCUUUUUAUUACAUUACAUUGCCACGUUUGCAGGUAUAGCACAAUAAAAUACCUCCCAUAAACCUAGACUCGCAGUCAGCUCUGAAACCACUGGAACAUGAAUUGAGUUUCCUCAGGACCAUUUCUGUUUUACAGCCUUCUAAAACAACAAUCACAUUGUCUAUGAUAGUUGUAAAAGCAAUGAAACCUCAUGGACUUUUUUUUUUUUUUUUUUUUGGUGGGGGAGAAAGGUGUUCAUUGUUAAAAUCACAUUUUGGAAAAAAAACUUCAACAUUGCUGUCAUGUUGUUUUGAUUAUCCUAGUUUCUGAUAUGCACUGUCUGUACAAGACUAUCUUGUAUUUGGUGAAUGUCAUCAGUAGGUGACUACUGUCAUCUAGUUGAUGAACAUGUCUGCAUCUGAAGCCUAAAGAAAAUAUGAUUGUAUGAGUUCCUCUUGUUCAGUUUUUACCUAACUUCUACGUACGUUUGCCAAAGGUACUGUAGUGGUGUCCGCUGUGUUUUCAGGAGCGUCUACGUGAAUAGAAAUGGAGCUGUGAAAUGAGUAUUUUAGUAGUCUGCAUCUUCUAGAGUACAUAUUCACCGGUCGUGCUGUUAAUAUUUUUUUAUCAAUAUUACUUAAGAGACCUACAGUAUAGCACCUUAUCCCAUCAGGAACAGCAGAUGUUCAAUAAGGUGUUCUGAUAAUGGAACUAACCAAGAAUUACCAGCUGGAUGAGUAUCAUACAAACUUCAGCGUAUCAUCCAGAUGUUUAGUGCUUUACAGUCAUUAACUAUUUAGCUCAACUGAAUGAGGCACUCCAUGUGACUCAGAUGCUGGUAAAUUAUACUUGAUCUGCUUUUCCUCCCAUCUGAAUUAGGUCUAACACUUAGAAGGAGCACAAUUCAAUGAAAUGUAACAAUUUCCAUGCUUGAAACAAUCAAUGCUUAAGUAAUUUUGGAUGGAUUUGCUUUGCCUUCUUGAAGCGAAAGGGAAGUUCAGACACUAAAGGAAAAUUAUUACCUGAUAGGAUUUUGAAAGUACUGUAUGCCUCAUUCAGGAGACGGAGUACACAAUGUCUAAAAGUCUGACUGACUGUAUACAUUUUAAACUGUUACACCAGACUAGUUAUAACCUGUUGAACUUUUUUAUUUUUAUAAAUGUACAUAGUACUAUAUGUAUAAAUGGAGAAAGACAAAGAACAUGCCACUACUACUUGAAAUAGUUUUUGCUUCAUUCCAAAAAGGCAGAUUCUUAGUGAAACUUUUUCUACAGUACAGUGUUUUCUCAAUAGACCUGUGAUGUGAAUAUGUAAUUUUGUAUCAAGUUAAAA